This is a messenger RNA of Daldinia decipiens, 1298 nucleotides long. RefSeq lists its product as uncharacterized. Bases 194 to 1267 code for a protein of 357 amino acids. The record is from RefSeq and is a predicted model, not a curated record. The transcript has a single exon. Lineage: Eukaryota; Fungi; Ascomycota; Sordariomycetes; Xylariales; Hypoxylaceae. Gene Ontology annotation, cellular component: fungal-type vacuole.
CAAAUACGAGAGAAACUCCAGAUCACCGUGCCUUCGCUCAGCCACAAUCACAACAGAGUAAACUUUGUAUCCGAGAGCAUCCAAAUCCUAGUGUCCAUCCCCGUGCGCUCGCGAUUGCGCAUAAUAAACCAUCUCGAGACCCUCUUUCGCUUAAUUACUUCUCUCGUCGUUUUGUUUCGCAAACUCGCCCAUCAUGCGAACGCAACCGUUUCUCUUCGCUCUAGUCGCCCUUCUCGCCUCUAACGUCAUCGCCCAAGGGAAUAACAAUGAUGACGACGCAACGGGCGACGUGACGCCAACUCCUACUCCAACGCCAACCCCAACUCCAACGCCUACUCCUACGCCAACUCCAACGCCGACGGAGACGGAUACGAACACCGAGACGGACUCUCCCACAUCCGAUCAACCCUCCGAGACCCCGACGGAAACGUCGACCGAGUCUAGUGCUACAACGGAGCCUUCGUCCACCGAUACUCCUCCACCUAUUACCACUUCAACUUCAUCCGAUGGUGAUGGACCGCUUCCUACUCUCCCUGGUCAAUAUAGUUAUCCCGCCCCUUCCGUUCCUCCUACGAAUAAUGCCCCGUUUAUGCAGCCGUCAAGCGUACCGGAAGGGACCGUAUUCAUCGCAGUCGGAGCCAUCCUAGGUGCUUUCGGGGUUGCUGUCUUGGUAUGGCGCGCGGUCGUCGCUUGUCUUCUGCACCGCUCGGUUAAGAGGGCGGCAUUGGCUCAGCAACUUGCUAACGACAAGGCUACCUUUCCGCCGCAACCGCCACCGUUCUAUAAGUAUACCGACCAGGCAUCUUCGGCCUCGCUUGGUAACGGCGGGUCAGGUCGUGGCGUGCGAAGAACAACGCGGGGACCCAUCCCCUCGCAAACCCCGAGCCAGUCCAAUCUUUUCUUUUCGCCCACUGCUCCUACUGCGUCCGGCGGUAAUCGUGAAUCCCGGUUCUUACCCUCCGGUUUCUAUGCCGCCGGGGCGGGUUCUCCGCAGGGCCAUAGUCAUAAUAUUAGUCUGACGAACUUGCGGCCUGAUUCGCGCGGUCACCCGCGACCUCUUGGACACACCCCGCCCGAGUCUCCCAGUCUGGCACCUCGUGGGACUUUAGCACAACGAAACAUGAGCGCGAGCUCGCUGAAUCUAAACCGACCACCCAGCGGACGGGCACCUAGCGCUUUCUUGGAAGAUUUAUUAGACGACCCGAAAAAUCAGUUCCCACCACCUAGCCACCACCAGACCUGGAGUUCAUCACAACCCCGGCAUUAGAUAUCUGGCAAGGGGUCUGCUUCAGCGGAGU